Molecule: messenger RNA, 1712 nt
Organism: Phoenix dactylifera (date palm)
Lineage: Eukaryota; Viridiplantae; Streptophyta; Magnoliopsida; Arecales; Arecaceae
Source: RefSeq, a predicted model, not a curated record
CCUUGCCAUGGUAAGAAGCGCGCCGCCCUUCCUCAUCCACUUCGCUCCUCUAAGAUCUGAAAUGGCGACGGGCUCUCUCUGGGCCGCCCUUCUCAGGCGAGCCCGCGAUGGAAAUCCCAUGGCUCCAUACCUCAGGGCCGUGCCCUUCGCUCGUUUCGAAAGCCUUAGGCCCUUCUCCUCCGGCCACUCGAGGGGCGAAGCCGUCGCCGUCGAGGAGGAGCGCGCGGCGCGGCUGGACGAUCUGAGGAGCCGCCUCUUUCGGCUCCGGUUCCCCAAGCGGAGCGCGACGGCCGCCCUCGAUAAGUGGGUCGGCGAAGGGAGGAAGGUCACGGCCUCGGACCUCCGCCAGAUCGCCAAGGACUUGAAGCGAUCGCAGCGCUAUAAGCAUGCCCUCGAGAUUUUAACAUGGAUGGACUCUUGGGAUAAUUUCCAACCAUCCUCAGCUGAUCAUGCUGCCAGACUGGAGAUGAUUACCAAAGUCCAUAGUAUAGCUGAGGCUGAGCUAUACUUCGAGAAAUUAUCAGACAGUGCUUCAAGGAGGGUUGCAUCCUUCCCUCUUCUUCAUCAUUAUGUGAAGGAAAGGAACUUAGAGAAAGCUGAGGCUCUCAUGUCAAUGCUGCUGAAUUUGGGGCUCGUUGUGGAUCCUCACCCUUUCAAUGAGAUGAUGAAGCUGUACGUGGCCACAGGUCAAUAUAAAAAGGUCCUUGCUGUGAUCCAGCACAUGAAACGCUGCAAGAUCCCUCGUAAUGUUCUUUCAUACAACCUAUGGUUGAAUGCCUCUGGUGAGCUGUCUGGUGUUGCUGUAGUGGAGAUGGUGCAUGAGGAGAUGAUGAAUGACAAGAAUGUUGAGGUGGGUUGGAGCACAUACUCAACCUUAGCCAAUAUCUACACAAAGUCUGGUCUCCUUGACAAGGCAUUCGCUGCUCUUAGAACAGCAGAGGAGAGGCUCUCUGUGAGGAAGCGUCUUGGCUAUUCUUUUCUGAUGACAAAUUAUGCUGCUCUGAAAGACAGGGAUGGAAUUCUGAGGCUCUGGGAAUCCAGUAAAAGAGUACCAGGGAGGAUUUCUUGUGCAAAUUACAUGUCUGUAAUGUUAUGUUUGAUCAAAGUUGGUGACAUUCAAGAGGCUGAGAAGGUCUUCAAGACAUGGGAAAUGGAGUGCAGGAAGUAUGAUGUUCGGGUCUCCAAUGUCCUUCUAGGUGCUUACAUGAGAAAUGGAUGGAUGGACAGGGCUGAGGCAUUGCAUCUCUAUACCUUGGAGGAAGGUGCCUGCCCAAACUACAAAACAUGGGAGAUUCUGAUGGAGGGUUGGGUGAAAUGCAAUCAGAUGGAUAAAGCUGUGGAAGCCAUGAAGAAAGGCUUCUCCAUGUUGAAAGCUUGCAAUUGGAGACCCCGUUCUGAUAUUGUGGUGGCCAUCGCCAAAUAUUUUGAGGAGCAGGGAAAUAUUCAGGAAACAGAGAGGUAUGUGAAAGUUCUUCGCCAUUUACGACUCAUGAGUUUGCCAAUAUACAAGUCUUAUCUGAGAGCAUGCAUAAAUGCUAAAAGAGCUGCUCCCAGUAUGCUAGAGAAAAUGGCAAGAGACGGAAUUAGCUUGGAUGCGGAGGCUGAGGAGCUUAUUCAACGUGUCAGCAAACUUGAUAAUAUCAGUGCUUAUAAUGAUUUUUAUUUAUGGUGAGACAGAUUGAUGAUCUUAUUUGGAGUUGAGCUGGCUACAC